CCGAGCUUUACUCUCACAUAUCUACUCACUUCUCUCACAACCUCUUACCAAAAAAUGGCCUCUGAUGGUAGUUUUGUCUUGCUAGCCCAUUGGAACGGUGAGAUAAUGAUCAAGAACAAUGAAGUGGAGUACUCAUUGCAUUCAAACAAGGCCUUUGUUUUUUAUCUUGAUAUCUCAUUCGAGGAGGUCUUCAAUGAACUCCUUGAUGCUAUUGGUGAAGAUAAUCUCAAUUCCAUCAAAAACAUUUGGGGGAAAAUAUCCCAAAUACAAGGAUGGAGUUUAUGCUGCUUCACGCCCUUUCCCCAUUUCCGAGGAACGAACAUGGAGGUGUUUCGUUCAAAAGGCAACGAAGGAAUAUGAUGAACUUGAGGUUUACCUAGAUGCACACCAAGUUGAAGUGUUGGCUAACGAGGAAGAAGAAAUGGAGGAAGAGGAGCCUAUUAACUUGAGACCAGACCUUUCGAAAGAGAAGGACGAUAAGCUUAUUACAAGCAAGCUCAUCUCGGGAAUUAUAUUCUCUAAAAUUGUUGCUGAUGCUGAUUACAAGGUGAGGUACAUCAUUAAAGAUAUAUAUGACUUAUUUCAAGUUUCUGUGUCGUAUAAGAAAUGUUGGUUAGCUAAGUCGAAUGCCAUUCAACGACUGUACGGAUCCUGGGAGGAUUCGUAUAACAAGCUAUUGCCUCUGUUAGCGGCGUUGAUUCAAAGCAAUCCUGGGUCAGUGGCCGAAAUACAAAUGCGGCCAACAACAACGCCAUAUACUUUUCAGUUAAUGUAUGUUUUCUGGUCUUUCAAAGCGUCUAUAGAUGGGUUCAAGUACUGUUUUCCCGUGAUCUCUGUUGAUGGCACCCACUUGUAUGGGAAAUAUAAGGGGGUGUUGUUGUUGGCAGUAAUAAUGACAGCAAAUCACGAGAUUUACCCCUUAGCCUAUUCCCUUGUUGACAAAGAAGACGGGGAUAGUUGGAGCUGGUUCAUGAUGCAUUUAAUGCAUUAUGUAGUACCUUAUGAUAUGUCAGUGUGCAUCAUUUUUGAUAGGCACGGUGGCAUUGAUGUAGCUUUCAAUACUAUCCCCCAAUUAUUGGAACAGCGUGUCACCAGGAGAUAUUGCCUGCGCCACUUAAGAAGUAACUUUCAGAAGAAGUUCAAUAGCAAAAAACUGAAGGGCUUGAUGUAUGAUGCAGCUAGUACCCCAGAUGUCUCUGAAUUCAAUAGAACAAUGCAACAAAUUAAGUCACAACGGGAGGAGGCAUAUGACUGGUUGUUGGCUUUGCCAUUAGAGAAGUGGGCACUCUGUUCCGAUGGUGGGGCUCGAUAUGGAAUCCUGACCACUAAUCUUUCAGAAAGCUACAAUCACGUGCUUAAGGGAUGCCGAUCUCUUCCGGUAUAUGCCAUUGUGAAGACGACGUACGAGCGGUUAGUAAAAUUAUUUGCAGAAAGGCGUACAAACGGAUUUACAUGGCUACAAGCGGGAUUUAAGUUCCCAAAAUAUAUUUGGAACGAGGUGAGACGCAUGGAAGACCAUCGUUUACAUUGCCAUGUUAUCCCACAUCAUCCGCAACAAGGGAUUUAUCGGGUCGUUGUUGAGGGUAACGCUGGAGCUACCGGUAGAUUAGAUGAGAUUGUCGUGCAUCUGGGCCAAAAAUUUUGCACUUGCGGGAAAUGGGCCACAUUGCACAUGCCAUAUGUGCAUGUCUAUGCCGUAUGUCGUUAUUGCAACAUUACUGUUGAUGAUCUCAUCCCACGAGUGUUUUCACUUCAGAAUUAUCUUGAUGCAUAUUCUGGAAAUGUUAUGCCACUACAAAACGAAAUUGAAUGGCCUACCCUUGGUUAUGAAUUAGUCCAUCCAUUUACAGGGCAAAAGUCACAGGCCGGUCGGCCAGUGAGUACUCGUUUCACAAAUAAUAUGGAUAUGCGAGCACGAAGACAUCGUCGAGGAACUUAGUUAAAUUAUAAAUUUCAAUGUGGGAUUUUUAUAUAUGUACGACAACUUUUAUUUGUAUGCUUUUUAUUUCAAUAGUAGUGCAUCAAAUUAAUAAAAAUUUUAUUAUUGUUCAAAUUUAAUGCCAAUAUCUAAUAAAGGGAUGUAUUUAAU
This is a messenger RNA of Cuscuta campestris, 2089 nucleotides long. Lineage: Eukaryota; Viridiplantae; Streptophyta; Magnoliopsida; Solanales; Convolvulaceae. The record is from the annotation of a GenBank genome assembly.